Molecule: messenger RNA, 9750 nt
Organism: Girardinichthys multiradiatus
Lineage: Eukaryota; Metazoa; Chordata; Actinopteri; Cyprinodontiformes; Goodeidae
Product: plexin-B1-like
Exons: 39
Coding region: 426-6953 (2175 amino acids)
Biological process (GO): negative regulation of cell adhesion; positive regulation of axonogenesis; semaphorin-plexin signaling pathway involved in axon guidance
Cellular component (GO): semaphorin receptor complex
Molecular function (GO): protein binding; semaphorin receptor activity
Source: RefSeq, a predicted model, not a curated record
GGAUGCUGUCUGUCCGUUCCGCUGCUCUGACUGCUCCUGAAAGCUCUCAGAUGUGCAGAGAGCUGCGUCUUCCUUAGCGGCAGAAAGCAGCCGCUCUCACUCACACCGCCGUCCUCGUUUAUUUAUUUUUUUGAAGUUCACAGGAAUUCGGUUUUAAACUCUCUCCCUCUUUUUCGCUGUAGUUUCUUCCACGCUUUGUGUUUUCUCUGUUUCUCGCCGGCUGGUGAAGUGGAAGCUGAGUCUCAUCAGCUGCUCCAACCAGCGUGGAUGUGCGGCUGCUUCCCUGCUCACCAUGAACGGCUGAGUCACCAACUUAGCACCUAACAGAUCACAGUCACACACCUCAGUCCUUCAACACAGCCAGGCUCCACUCAUCAAUCAUCUUUGAUUUCCUGCCACACAUUCAGAUAGCACGAUUAUUUGCCAUGCUUCAUGGGAAGGCUUUGAACUCCUGCCUGGUCUUCUUCCUCCUUCUCUUCACCUUUGCCAUUGCCCAUGCACACUCCUACCCCCGGUUUUCACGCAAUGACACGGAGUUCCAGCACCUGGUGCUGCACCCAGACCCUGCUGUGGGAACGGUGUACCUGGGAGCCAGGAAUCACCUCUUCCAGCUAGAUGGGUCAGAUGGACUCAGGCUGGAGCAAGAGGAGAUCACUGGUCCUGUGAGCGACAGCAAAGACUGCCUUCCUCCUGUGACAGAAAGUAACUGUCCCCAAGCUAGAAGGACCAUUAAUCACAACAAGCUGCUCCUGGUGGAUCCAAAGGCAUUAGAGCUGAUCACGUGUGGCAGUGUUCACCAGGGAACAUGCCAAAAACGAAGCUUAGGAUCCAUCAAGAAAGUUCUCUUCUCCACUGAAAGGCCAGUGGAUACUCAGUAUGUUGCGGCUAAUGAUCCGUCAGUGUCAACCGUUGGGUUGGUAGUUGGAGUACCUGGCGGGCAGAGGACGGUGAUGUACGUGGGUCGGGGCUACACUGCCAACCACCCACCCAUCUCUACCCGCCACCUUUCAUCAGAGCCCAUAUUUUCCUACGAGGAGACCGCCAAGCUGGCCGUAGCCGGACGCCUGUCAGAAUAUGACCAUAAUUUCAUAACUGCUUUCACACGCCUCUCAUACGUGUACUUCCUGUUUUACCGCCGAGACAUCAAGUCAGUUUCGAGGGAAUACCGGACUUACGUAGCCAGGGUAUGCCUGGAAGACACCUCCUACUAUUCAUAUGUAGAAAUUCCCCUUGUCUGCCAAUCUCCAUUUUCUCCAUCCAUGAAAUAUAACGUGCUUCAGGCAGCCCAGGUGGGCCACGGUGCAGGCCACCAAGGCGAAGAUCUUUUGGGCGUCUUCUCCACCCGCACUGGCUCAACAAAUAACCCUUUGGAUUCCUCAGCCUUGUGCGUUUUCCCUCUGGAUGAGCUCGACAGGCACAUUGACUCCACCCGUGACCUUUGUUACACCCAAGAUGGGUGGGUUGAGGGUAGAGGGGAGGUGGCCUACAUAGAGUACGAGGUCAAGUCCAGCUGCGCCAACCUCCCUCUGAACACUCUCAAUGCAUACCCGUGUGGUUCUGACCACACCCCAAGUCCCAUGGCGAGCAAAAUACCGCUGGAAGCUAAAGCUGUGUGGCAAACGUCCAUGGCCCGUCUCACUGCUGUCGCAGUCAGUGUCAGAGAGGGACACAGCAUCGCCUUCCUGGGAGACGCCAGAGGCAAUCUUCACAAGGUUUAUCUCAGCAAGGAUGGGGCGGUGGUGGUGUAUGCAAACUCAACAAUACAACCCAACUCCCCCAUCAACAGUGAUCUGUUACUUGAUGAUCGUGGCUCACACAUCUAUAUUAUGACCAAAACUACAGUAGAGAAGCGUCCUGUAGCAGAAUGUGGAGAUCACCUGGACUGUCAGUCUUGUCUGUCUGCCAGAGACCCUUACUGCGGUUGGUGUGUCCUUGAGGGACGUUGUGGCCAGCGGUGGGAGUGCCAGCGAGGCUCUUUGCAGGGCCAGUGGUUGUGGAGUUUCAACCAGACGCAGCAGUGCCUCAGCAUACAGCGCCUCAGCCUCUACAACAUCAGCCGUGGAGAGAAAGCAGAUAUUGCAUUGUCAGUAGAGGGUCUGCCCAGUCUCCAACAAGACGAGGCCUACUCCUGCUUCUUCCAGGACACAGAAACCCCGGCCUUGCUCACCACUACUGGUGUCAUAUGCUCCACCCCAGAUGCCAGCAACCUGCCCCCCAUUGGUCUGGGAGAUGAAUUUGUGACAGUGCCCUUGGCCCUGCGUUUCAUUAAUGUGACUGUAGCUGAGACAGAAUUCACCUUCUACAACUGCAGCCUGGUGCAGGAGCUUUCUGGGCGCAGGCCAUGCCACGGCUGUGUCAGCAGCCGCUGGGGAUGUAACUGGUGUAUCCAUGAGCAUGUCUGCACACAUAAACACACCUGCAGCCAAGGUGUCACCAUCCACAACCAACAUUUCACACCACAAACACCCCUCAUUCCACCACCAUCCAGAAAUCCUACCCCUUCACCUCCAUCUGUUUUGACUGCUCCUACAACAACAACAACAGCAACAACAACAUGGUCACCACCCACAGAGACAUCUGCCCCCACCACAGCAGCUGUCUCCUCAACAACCAGUACAGAGAAACCCCCCACCAGCCCUCAUGCUGAAUCCAGUACCCCAACUUCCCGCUCCACACCUUCCCCCUUUGUCAGGAUCUCCACCCAGGGUAGCACCACUCAAACUGACGUCGCCACCACAGAUGGGGCCCUCUCCAACAUAGAGGGAGUCACAAGAGAAGCUUUUGGUUCUGUAAGUGGCUUUUUGGAAGAUGAGGACACCUUAAAUGUCACAGAUGAAAUGAGCCACACAACAUUACCAACCAGCACCAAUAGUCACAUAGACUCUCUGCUGAGAAUCUUAGACCUUUCUGGUGAGGCUAUGGGCUCUACCCUUGAGAUAAACUCUACUACCUUCAGUGAAGUGGCCCCUUUAAUAGACCCCUCUAUCAGUGAGGAUGAGGAGGCCAUUCCUCUAUCUACUUCUGAGGAGAAUGUCUCACCUCCGGGGCUGAAUGGCUGGGCAAUGCCAGAGAAAGUGACAGAGAUGGACUCUGAAAUGACUCCAUCUGUCGCCCGUAUGUUCAUCACGACACAAUCACUAGAAACGGUUGUUGAUGUCAGCUCUGAAUCUCCAACAAACCUCCAGUCUGAUUCUUCUUCUGAGUCUUUUACUCUGGAAUGCCCGUGUGUGGAAAAAGUUCAGGAUUCUUCUCUGCUCCCUGUCAAUGUGGAGAGGAAGAUCACGUUGGUGGCCCAACACCUAAACCUCUUUCAGGAUGAAGAUAUGGAGUAUGAGUGUGUGCUGGACAUGGAGAACCAGUCAGUAGUUGUCGAGGCCUCCGUAGAGCCAGAUGCUGGUCAACCAUCAGUCUUCUUUAUCACCUGUCAACCACACCAGUAUGUUUAUUCCCUGUUUACAGAGGAAUACUCGGUAAUGAUUAACGUGAGGAGAAAAAACAACUUUCUCAUUGACAGCGCUGAGAAUCUGCAUGUGACUCUGUUCAACUGUUCAGUGGGCCGAUCCGACUGCAGCCGGUGUCGAACAGCUGACCCGAAGUACGGCUGCGUUUGGUGUGGUGGAGCCGUCAGCUCCAGCUGCAUGUAUCGAGACUCCUGCGCUGAUGAUAUCAAACACACCUGCCCUGCACCGGUCAUUCACUUUCUGGACCCGGUAUCUGGUCCAAUCGAGGGAGGCACAGUUGUAACCAUUUCCGGCUCUAAUCUUGGUCAGAGGGCCGAAGACAUCGAGAGUUUUGUCACAGUGGCCGGAGUGCCAUGCAACGUCAUCCACAGCAGAUACGAAGUCUCUUCGAGGAUAGUGUGUGAGACUACAAGCAGUGGAGGGGAGAUCAGGGGACAUGCCUCAGUCAGAGUAAGAGGAGGAGGACACGGGCUUUCGGCUCAGAUAUUCAGUUUUCAGAAUCCUGUACUCAGCAGCAUUUUUCCUUUAAGAGGGCCAAAAGCUGGGGGCUCGUCGCUCACCAUUAGAGGUCAGAGUCUGAGGACCGGGCAUCCAAGUGAGGUCGGGGUCCUGAUCGGAGGAGUUCCGUGCAUGGUGCUCAACAUCCAGGAGGAUCAGAUCAAGUGUCUGACGAGAGGAAGCAACAGAACAGGAGAGCACAGCAUCAUGGUCCGCUUUGGUGGAGCAGAGCGCCACCUGCAGGGUUUGGUGUAUCAUUACACCCCUAACCCCAACAUUACAAAGGCAGCGCCGUCCAAAAGCUUCCUCAGUGGAGGGAGGACCAUCAAAGUUGAUGGCCACAACCUGGAUGUGGUCCAGGAGCCAAAAAUGAGAGUCACCCUCAGUCCGCCUGAUGCUCUGCCUCCCAGACGGAGGAGGAGUGUUGGGAAGAAGGUUAAAGACCACCUCAACAGAGGGGAGAACCACCGGGGCCCACUGAGGAGAUGGAGGAGGAUUGUUCCAGAAGUAACCUGCCCUGAGGGAAUCCUCUGCCAUGUAAAACAAUAUGAAUCCCGCUGCGCAGUCCGCAACUCCACUCUCAUCUUGUGUCCAACUCCUGCUGUUGGUUCAGAGGCCAAAGGGGCCAGGGUCAAAGUUCACUUCCUUUUAGACAGCCUCCAUUUUGACUUCAGCACUGUCGGUGGUGAAACCUUCAGCUAUGAGCCCAACCCUAAGCUGUUUGCGUUGAACAGGAAUGACCCGAGCAAGCCGUACCACCACAAACCAGGCAGCAUCAUCUCCGUCGAGGGAGAAAACCUGGAUCUCGCCAUGUACAAGCAGGAGGUGGAGGCCAGGAUAGGAGGGGGCUCAUGUGUGGUGAAGACCCUGACACACAACCACUUGUACUGUGAGCCGCCAGCUCAGCAGCCCUCCAUCAUAUCCAACAGAAAGCAGGAGAGCAUGGAAAGUCUGCCUGACUUCACUGUGAAAAUGGGAAAUCUGAACUUCUCCCUGGGCAGAGUGCAAUACGACAUCCAGGCACAGUCUACAUUCCCUCUGGAGGCUCAGGUGGGAGUUGGGGUGGGAGCCUCCAUCGUGGCUCUAAUUGUACUCAUCAUAGUGCUUAUAUACAGGAGAAAGAGCAAACAGGCCAUGAGAGACUAUAAGAAGGUACAGAUCCAGCUUGAAAACCUGGAGACCAGUGUCAGGGACCGCUGUAAGAAAGAGUUCACAGACCUGAUGACAGAGAUGAUGGACAUGUCCAGUGAUUUAGGGGGUUCAGGGAUUCCCUUCCUCGAUUAUCGGGCAUAUGCAGAGCGUAUUUUCUUCCCGGGCCACCAGGAGUCGCCACUGAGGCGAGAUCUGGAUGUUCCAGAAAGCCGAAGACCGACAGUGGAGCAGGGCCUGGUUCAGCUGUCCAAUCUGCUCAACAGCAAGCUUUUUCUCACCAAAUUCAUUCACACUCUUGAGGUCCAGCGGACAUUUUCCCCCAGGGACCGGGCCUACGUGGCUUCUCUGCUGACUGUGGCCCUGCACGGUAAACUGGAAUACUUCACAGAUAUCCUUAAAACGCUGCUGAAUGACCUGGUCGAACAGUAUGUGGCCAAAAAUCCCAAACUCAUGCUGAGAAGAACUGAAUCAGUGGUGGAGAAGCUGCUGACAAAUUGGAUGUCCAUUUGUCUCUACACAUUUCUGAGGGAAUCAGCGGGGGAGUCGUUUUACAUGCUGUUCAGAGCAAUAAAACACCAGGUGGACAAGGGACCUGUGGACGCCGUGACCGGUAAAGCCAAGUAUACUCUGAAUGACAACCGACUGCUACGGGAGGACGUGGAGUAUCGUACGCUGACUCUGAAUGUUGCGACGCCGACCGCAGCGGCCAGCGGAGGAGCCACUAAUCAGACGGUCCCGGCGAAGGUUCUAGACUGUGACACCAUCACCCAAGUGAAGGAGAAAGUUCUGGAGCAGUCCUGGAAAGGAAUGUCUUUUUCGCAGAGGCCGCACGUCGACUCGCUGCACCUUGAGUGGCGGGCAGGGGUUGCAGGUCACCUCAUCCUAUCAGAUGAGGACCUGACAUCGGUGGUGCAAGGCUCCUGGAAGCGCCUCAAUACAUUACAGCACUACAAGGUCCCUGAUGGAGCUACUGUGGCCCUCAUUCCCAGAAACAACAAGCAUCACCUUCAUGACAGCCAUGACUAUAUGCCUGGAGAAAAGACCCCUAUGUUGGAUGAUGGGGAGGAAGGUGGCGUGAAACUUUGGCAUCUGGUUAAAGCCAGCGACGAAGCCGAGUUACCGAAGCACAGGAGAGGCAGCAUGAGGGAGAAGGGAGGGGAGCGGGCGAAGGCUAUCCCUGAGAUCUACCUCACACGGCUGCUCUCCAUGAAGGGCACUCUGCAGAAGUUCGUGGAUGAUUUAUUCACCGCCAUCCUGAGCACCAGCCGUCCCGUGCCUCUGGCUGUCAAAUACUUUUUUGACCUGUUGGAUGAGCAGGCUCUGCAGCACAGCAUCACAGACCCGGAGACCAUCCACAUCUGGAAAACUAACAGUUUACCGCUGCGGUUCUGGAUCAAUAUUCUGAAGAACCCCCAGUUCAUCUUUGACGUGCAGACCUCAGAUCAUGUGGAUGCUGUGCUGUCCGUCAUCGCUCAGACCUUCAUGGAUUCCUGCACCAUUGCUGACCACAAACUGGGAAGGGACUCUCCCAUCAACAAGUUGCUGUAUGCCAGAGACAUCCCACGUUACAAACAGAUGGUGGAGAGGUACUAUGGUGACAUCAAACAGACCAUCUCUGCCAGUGACCAGGAGAUGAACUCAGCUCUUGCAGAACUUUCCCGUAAUUAUGCCGCUGAGGUCAACUGUCAUGUGGCUUUGCAUGAGCUGUAUAAGUAUAUCAACAAAUACUAUGAUCAAAUUAUCACUGCUUUGGAAGAGGACGCUACAGCUCAGAAGAUGCAGCUCGGUUGCAGACUCCAACAGAUCGCUGCUGCUGUGGAAAACAAGGUGACGGACCUAUGACCCCGGUGCAAGGAAUGAGAUCGUCUUGAUUCAUGAAGGGAAGGCAUCAUUAGAAAAACUUGUCCUAUUUUUUCUGGACAGAAAAAAACAAGUUAUUUUUUAUCUAAGAACAAAAGAUGACAAAGAAAUAUUGUGACCCGAACUGUGAUAUCGCUGGACGGACCGGUUUUACACGAAGACAGAGUUUGACCGCAUUUCUUACGGCCGUCCUCUAAAUGGGAGAAAAGGGACAGCACCCAACAUGGAUGGAAAAAUGUGAAAGAAUGUGGAAUGAAGCAAACAUGAAAACAUUUUACAUUUACCGAUGUUUCUCCUUGGAUUUAACUCUUCAAAAGAAAGACUUAUUAUGAAAAAUAAUCAUUUGCUUUGUUGAUGGACAUGUUGUCAUCUGGACAAACUGAGCAGAACAUUCCCACCCAACAGGAUUUGCUUUCUAUUCUAGAAGGAAGACUUCACCCUAAAUGUCGACGCUGUUGAAACCUUUUUAUUUUUCUCUCCAAGUCUUAUGGGUUUCUUGUAAUGCCUUUUUUUUUUUUUUUUGCUUUUACCUUCUUCUAAGUCUCACUUUAUAUUUCUGUGGAAUUUUUUACAUCGAUUUUGCUUCUGAAUACUAUUGCUGCCAAGGACCACUGUGGGUCUUGUUUUCUCUUUUUGGCUCAUCUUCUCAAAUAUUGAUGUACAUUUUGUACGAUUUUUGUGUUUGAAUUGCCCAAAUUAAGGUGGAUUCUAUUGCCUAAACACAUCACCUAAAAGAAUCUAGUAUUCCUUUUUUUUUUAUUAAAAACUGGGUAGUUUAUUAGUAAAAUGAGAGCAGGCCCGACCUUUUAAAGCUCCUCAGAUAAAAAACAAAUUCCCAUUGAAAUAACAAGUUAAGAAAAAGGUUACAGGCACAUUAUUGAAGAUACCCAGAGAAAUGUUUUACAGCUACACUGACCUGUCUUGACACCUAAAAAUUUGAUCUUAUUCCAGUUAGUGAACGCAUCGUAGUAAAGGCAGAUAUAAGGUUGAAGAAAACCUGUCUUUUUUUAGGGGAGAGGUGGUUUGAAGACUUGUUGUCGGCAGCAUUGUGCAUGGGAUGGAUUGAUAGAUGUUUAUGUUGACACAGCUUCUGAGCCUCAAAUGAUAAAGUUGUUAAUGUCAACAUUUAUCUAAAGGACGGUAUGGACUGACCAGCUGAUAGCAAGAUUAACCCGAGGCAGAUGUAGUUUUAUCUCUAUGAAGGAGGGCCUGAGGUCUGACCCAUCAGAAUCCACUGCCCAUCGCCCGAUUCCACCCUACUUCUCUAGAUCCAGUUAUCGUAACGUUGUCACACGGUACUUAUUGUAAAAAACAUGCAGUAUGCUCUGUAUGAAACAUCGCCUUCUCUUCAUGAUGUGGUGCAUGCUUUAGCGUGUUCGGUGGGCUGAUCGGAAACAAGCUCCUCGUACACCCGAAACUUGAGCUCCAUUAAAUCCUCAUAGCAAAAUCAUGUCACACUGACAACACUCUUCGGUGUGAUAGCUGUUACUAAGUUAAGAUGCAAAACAACCUAUUUUUAUAAGAGGAAGCUUUGCAAGAUUGUGAGAGGGAGUAAAACUAUGAGCAGAUAAUAGGAAGGCUCCAAUAUUCUUCUAGUUUUCGCAACCUUUGUUGUGGAACAUGUUGGAUCUGGAAAGUUAUAGUAGGGAUGAAUAUUCUGUAGAAUAUACAUAUGAAAUUGGCUAAAAUCAGUAUUUCAAGUUAAACUUUACAAAAAGCAGAGAUCAGAAAUCUGCACAAACCUCUGAUUGGUGCAUCGCUACACAUCAAUUAGCCUUUCAUUCCCAACUUCUGAAUUUCUGUUUGGUUUCCCUACUCCAGAUUUAUUUUCCAAAACCUCUAAAAGUAUCAUGUUCCAGAAAAAAAGAAAUAUUGAGAGAUUUUAAAUCCUGUGGAAAUUCCAAAAGAAUGAACAUUGUCCAUUCAUGUUAUGUAAAUAUCUUUUCCACAUGUGCAUUUUUAAGUUUCAGUUGCAUUACCUGCACUGUUUUUCUACAUCGUGUACUUUUUUUCAAUGGAUUAACAUGUUUUUUUUUUUUUUUUGGAAACUUGAUUUCAAUGAGUACCUGGACCGAUUAAGCUCUACCUGUUGCUACUGUAUGAAAAGGAGCUGAUUCUGCACAGAUGUUUCCACUGACCAACCAGCUGUGCCCAGUUCUUCGCUUUAUAAACGUUUCUGUUGUUGCUGUCAAAGUGGACGAUUUUAGCAGUAUUGUGGCAAAGCGAAGCUUUUUAUCUUGUGAAUAAUUCAGUCAGUCUGAUUACUUUUAAACAAUGUGCCUCUUGCUCGGUGAUGCCACAUGUGGAAGGCUUUUAGUUGUUGUUUUCAAAUUUAAUUUAUUGUUUAUUUAUUUUUUCGCUUAUGCUGUUGUUUUUUUUUUUCCUGUCAGACCUACAGAACUGUAUUUGUACCCUUAAUUCAGAUCCUUGUUUUUGUCGUACCGUGUGGUGUUGCUCUAAGAUAACUGUAAAGGAUCAAGUCCAAAUUAAGCUCACAAUCAGCUUUUUUUUGAUGAAUCAGUCUCUCUUUUUCCAUUAUAAACUAGUUGGAGAUUCUGAUUUCACAUUGUUGCAAGCAGUAACCUUGUACAUAAAUACCGUUUUCAUUUUUUUCACCAUGCACAGUAAUGUUGCCUGCAGAUUAUCAGUUAUGAUAUCUGCUCUGUAGUUACGUAUCAUUUCCCAGUAAUCUUCAUUCUUAGCCUUCUCUGACUAACUGAUAGGAUGAGCCUAACAACAGCUUCAUUUGAUGCAAUAAAGUGGUUCAUAUGUACACAGA